AAAAUAAAAAAAAAAGUCAAUGUUAGUGUCACUGGGUCAACACGCCUGAAUGUGUUGCAGUCAUAGAUUACUAUGCGAAUACGUACAUUUCAUCUCCUUAAUCAUCAUUAUCAUACUCAUAUAUGAAACCAAACCCCCAAUCCAUUGAAAAUUGUCAUCAGGGGAAAAUUACAAACAGAAAACAUUUUCCCAAGUUUUUGUUUUUCUCAAAAAUUGUUUAACUAUUAUAAAAAUCUCACCUUUGCCCUACAUGGGCUGAUGCUCUUAGCUAUAGAAAUUUUAUACAACUAUGUCUAUGAGCAAGUCUAAGAAUAUUCUUCAAAAUCUUAUGAAACCCUUCAGAUUCAAUUCAAACAAAGAGGUAUCUGGUGAACAAGAGAUUGAACAGAUUGCUGCACAGGAACAAAAGGUUUUUGCUUUUGAAACUUUGGUUGCUGCUACCAAGAAUUUUCACCCAACUCAUAAGCUUGGUGAAGGUGGUUUUGGACCCGUUUAUAAGGGAAAAUUGAAUGAUGGUAGAGAUAUUGCAGUGAAGAGGUUGUCUCAUAGCUCAAAUCAAGGGAGAAAAGAGUUCACAAACGAAGCGAAGCUGCUCGCCCGUGUGCAACACCGCAACGUUGUGAAUUUGUUGGGAUAUUGUACACACGGCGAAGAGAAGCUACUUGUUUACGAGUAUGUUUCGAAUGAGAGCCUUGACAAGCUUCUGUUCAAGUCCAAAAAAAGAGAUGAUCUUGACUGGAAAAGGCGGUAUGAAAUCAUAUGUGGGGUUGCAAGGGGAUUGCUCUACCUUCAUGAAGACUCUCACAAUUGCAUUAUUCACCGAGAUAUCAAAGCUAGCAAUAUUCUACUUGACGAGAAGUGGAUCCCGAAAAUUGCUGAUUUUGGUAUGGCCCGUCUCUUCCCCGAAGAUCAAACACAUGUCAACACUAGGGUAGCUGGCACCAAUGGUUAUAUGGCGCCCGAGUACGUUAUGCAUGGACAUUUAUCGGUAAAGGCAGAUGUGUUUAGCUUUGGAGUUUUAGUUUUGGAACUCAUCACAGGCCAGAGAAACUCAUCCUUUGAUCUAAACGUUGAUGCUCAGAAUCUACUUGAUUGGGCAUACAAAAAUUACAAAAGAGGCAAGUGUUUUGAGAUACUAGACCCUAUGCUGGCUCCAACUGCAGUGGAAGAACAAGUUGCUAUGUGUAUUCAAUUGGGCUUAUUAUGUACACAAGGAGAACCAAGUCUACGGCCCACCAUGCAUCGAGUGGUGGUGAUUCUCUCCAAAAAGCCCAGUAAUUUAGAAGAGCCCACUAGGCCCGGAAUGCCUGGGAACAGAUACAGAAGGCCCAGAAGGCCUGUAGGCCAGGCCCAUACUUCUUCAACUACUACUGCUGGCUCAUCUGGUGACUCAAAUACGGUCACUUCAGGUACAAAUACGAAUACAAAUACUAAUACGAAUACGAACACGACCGGGUUUUAUACGACUACCAAUAGUGCUUCUGGUACAUCUUCAGAGCCCCAUCAUAGAUUGGACACUAGGGGAAAACGUCCUAUGGUCUAGUUGGUUAGUUAGUACCCUCUAGGGAAAUUUUGCAUUGGUUUUUUCUUUUAUUUAUUAUUUAUUUUAUAAUGUAUGAUAUAUAUGUGUAUGUAAAUGAGAAAUGUUAUAGGGUAAUGUUGUUAUUGAUGCAAUUUAAUAUUGAGUUUUUUUCAUUAAAUUAUAGAAAAUUGUUAACCAGGAUGUUAUAUUAUAGUUGUGCUAGGCUCGUAUGUAAAUAGCUAAGAAACAAGGUUUGAAUUUCCUCAAUAUUAGUUGCACUUGUAAUUUUGUGGCUUAUAAUGUAGUUAAGUGAAUUUUUAUCCACAAUUGAUAUGGUUGUUGGAAUGUUGAAGUUUUA
This is a messenger RNA of Cannabis sativa, 1880 nucleotides long. Its product is annotated as cysteine-rich receptor-like protein kinase 43. Bases 290 to 1543 code for a protein of 417 amino acids. Gene Ontology annotation, biological process: protein phosphorylation. Lineage: Eukaryota; Viridiplantae; Streptophyta; Magnoliopsida; Rosales; Cannabaceae. The record is from RefSeq and is a predicted model, not a curated record. Gene Ontology annotation, molecular function: ATP binding; protein kinase activity. The transcript has 6 exons.